Messenger RNA from Belonocnema kinseyi, 2555 nucleotides. It is a transcript of the gene Dop1R2, whose product is annotated as dopamine receptor 2-like. The record is from RefSeq and is a predicted model, not a curated record. The transcript is spliced from 9 exons. Gene Ontology annotation, biological process: adenylate cyclase-activating adrenergic receptor signaling pathway. Gene Ontology annotation, cellular component: membrane. Gene Ontology annotation, molecular function: G protein-coupled receptor activity. The coding region runs from base 647 to 2053 and encodes 468 amino acids. NCBI's taxonomy places the organism in Eukaryota, Metazoa, Arthropoda, Insecta, Hymenoptera, Cynipidae.
UUCCGUUUUAAUGGGUGUCAAGUAUUCUGGAUAUUUUAGAAUAGUGUUUCUUUCCACAAUAUAGACAUUGGUGGCGUUCUCAAGACAGAAAACACUUUUAUAAGCCUUAUGUUAAAGGGGGUUACAAAAUAUAGAGACAGAGGAAAUGAAACAAAAAGAGGCGGUUGUUUUAAAUUUAAUACUAUCAGAAAACUAACGACAGCAGGAUCCUCAUUGUGGAAAAAGAACUGAAGCGAGUUGCACACAUUCAUCUUGAAACCCCAGCAAUCCAGAAAAUAUGUGAUACGAAGUUACGAAUCUCCAAAAAUGCCUUUUCGAAAAAAGGCGAGCGACUGCAGUGCAUAAAGACGAGUAUUGCCUUAAAGAUAGCAAAACGUGGAUAGUAGAAGCCUUACUAAAGUGUUUUAAAAUACAAGCGAAGACUUUUCUGACAUUGAAAAACGAAGAAAAAUGCGGCGGCAUAAGAAAACACGAGCAAGAAGACGGGUUAUUCAAUCAGCGACCCGAUAUACCAACCCAGGGUGGGCUGCAGGAAAAUAAUACCGUGCCGGGUUCGGUAAAAAUAGAAAACGGAGGAAGCUGGGAGGAAGAACAGGCUGAAGCAGUUCGAUCACCAGAUCGGUCAUACUUUAGCAGAUAAACAACGAUGAUGAAUGAGAGUGACAUCUACUUGCUUGGAGGAUUUCACAAAGAAACCCUUGUAUCGAACGAACUCUAUUUUAACCAGAGCUUUUAUAACAUCAGCCUUUCCAGGAAGGGCUCGCCCUGGAGUGUGCGGGUUGAAAAUUUAUGGGAACUGGCCACCGAACGUGCCGGUCUAGCGGUAGUCCUCCUUCUCUUUUCCGUGGCCACGGUUUUCGGUAACAUGUUGGUGAUUUUGGCCGUGAUUCGAGAGCGCUAUCUUCACACUGCAACCAACUAUUUUGUGACCUCCCUUGCUUUCGCUGACUGCCUCGUGGGUCUGGUGGUGAUGCCAUUUAGCGCCAUUUAUGAAGUCCUGGAGAAUCGCUGGCUCUUCUCAAUUGACUGGUGUGACGUUUGGCGUUCUCUAGAUGUGCUUUUUUCUACAGCGUCAAUCCUCAAUCUGUGUGUCAUAAGCCUGGAUCGUUACUGGGCAAUUACUGAUCCUUUUACAUACCCAACCAGGAUGAGUAGAAAGAGGGCUGCUAUUUUGAUAGCCGUUGUCUGGAUCUGCUCAAGUGCGAUAUCCUUUCCGGCGAUAGCAUGGUGGAGAGCCGUUCGAACAGAGAAAGUACCUAAUGACAAGUGUCCAUUCACCGAAAAUUUAGGAUAUCUCAUAUUUUCUUCGACGAUCAGUUUCUACUUACCACUGUUUGUGAUGGUCUUUACAUAUUAUAGGAUAUAUAGAGCAGCAGUGAUACAGACGAGAAGUCUUAAGCUUGGGACGAAGCAAGUUAUGAUGGCCUCAGGGGAACUGCAACUCACCUUAAGAAUACAUCGAGGGGGAGCCACAAAAUCUGAUGCGAGAAAUAUAUUUCGCACGGCUUCUAGCACGCUAGAGGAUCUUCAUGAUUUAGAGGAACCUCUGACAAUCCUCCACAAUAAUGGAUUAACGAGGCUACCCUCAGCGCGGAUUAAUAAUAAGCAACAUAUGGGCAAAAAUUUUUCUCUUUCGAGGAAACUAGCCAAAUUCGCGAAAGAAAAGAAAGCCGCUAAAACUCUGGGUAUUGUAAUGGGCGUGUUUAUUGUAUGUUGGCUACCGUUCUUCGUUGUAAAUCUGUGGUCUGGGUUUUGCAGUAGAUGCAUUUGGCAAGAAGAAAUUGUUUCAGCUGCUGUCACGUGGCUUGGAUGGAUCAACAGCGGAAUGAACCCUGUGAUCUACGCUUGUUGGAGCCGUGACUUUAGAAGGCCUCUAUUUAAUUCUACUCUCACAAUGACUUGUAAUCUAUGGCUAUCAAAUACUGAUUGCUGCGGUCACGUUGGUCUCAUACUCUUUCUUUCUGCUUUGGAACGUGGGUCUUGCAAGGUCGUCCUUAGUGUUGUGAAUAGGGGACUACUUCAAAAAUCCAAAAACUACGAUGGCGUCAUUUAAAUUUACCUCUGAGGAAGAAAUCCGAGCCUUUGAUCGUGAAAAUAAGGGAAUGGAUCUCACGGAAAUACCAUGUGCAACCACAAAGUACAAUAAGCUUUCACGGUGAAUAUAAAAGUACGAUAGCUAAUCCAGGUAUACAAUUCAUAAGUAUCCCCUUCGGCGAGGUCAUGAUUGUGGACGGACACAUUGAAAUUCUUGGAUACAUGAAAGAGCAAUGGGUUUGUAGAAGUAAAGACCCCUAAAUGCGUCCUACGGGCAAGGCGUAAUAGCCAAUGGGCAGUACAAGCUCACCGUACAGAUCGCAUCUUUCCAGGCAGAUGACAGGAUCGCAAAAGGUUUGCACCGGCGAUUGCGAGGUAUCAUGCAAAAACAAGAUUAGAAGAGCAGUUUCAUGUCACAUUCAUGGAAAACAGAAGCGGUUGAGCCUUUUUUCUUUACGUGGGGGCAGAAGAAUAGACUUAUAAUAUUGAAUGGCAUAAUUUGUACAUAGUAUAAUAAUAUC